UGUCAUUUUUUCGUGUACGCUGGCCCUUUAAUUUUCCCACCUCGCAGUACUGAUAUCUUCAUAUACCGUCACAUGGCAUACCCGUUUAGUGGAGGUUUUCUGCUCCCCAUCGUGCGGUCAGAAUUAAGAUAACCCGUCAGACCGUGGUUGGUUGGAAGUGGAACCGAAGAAGAAGAAGAAGAAAAUUUCCAUGAAUUGUACGGCCUUCAAUCUCACGGCCAGUAGUUCCUUUUUCCCGGAGAAGAAUUCCCGCCUUAUAGCAAGGACCCGGACCCAUGAUUUCGGUUUUACCAGGAAAAGACUGAAACGAUGCCGCAUGGUUGCAAUGGCCACCUCCUUGGAGUUGGAGCUCCCGCUCCUUCCCUUUAGCUUGAACGAGGUUCUUGUUCCCUCUGAGAGUAAAACACUGCACUUAUAUGAAGCAAGGUAUCUGGGUCUACUGGAGGAGUCAUUGACGAGUAAGAACAAGCUUUUUGUGCAUUUUGUGUUGGAUCCUAUCAUAAUUGAAAAUUCAACAGAAGAAGCAUCCUUUGCAGCCAGAAAUGGUUGUUUGGUUUUUAUAGAAAAUGUUGAGCGUUUAGAAGUUGGAGCAUUAGUCUCUAUUAGAGGAAUUGGUCGUGUAAAGAUUGUGAAAUUUGUGCAGGCAGAUCCUUACUUGAAAGGUGUUGUCAUACCUGUACAGGACAGGGUUCCUGACAGUGUCAGCAAAUUACGCCCAAAAGUUAUGCAAGUAAAAGAGGCUCUUUAUAGUUUAAAUAGUUUGGAAAUCAAACUCAAGGCCCCAAAGGAGGCACAGUUGCAAACUAGAAUUGCCAAUUCUCUAAUGUGGACUGAAAAGGAACUACUCUUAGAUUGUCAUGAAGCUUUCUUUCCUUCAUUGGCUGAGCGUGUAUCCUUCGCAGCACUUCAACCGGUAUCAGAAAACUAUUUGCAACUCUUCAACUACGAUUGCAGUGGUUCCUGUUAAAUGACUUGCAUAGUCCACCAGAAAACCUGUUGGAGAAGGCACCAGAGUACAUAGAACUAUGUGAUAAAUGUUCUCUUUUGACACUGCAGAAGGUUCAGAGGGGCUCCCAUGGCUUUUACCAUUCCUAGCAUUUCAUUUGCAAUUUGAGCUCCCUUUGCUCCCCCGCAUCUUUUCAUAUAUGUUUUACCUGUAAUGGCUAAGUUAAAAAGUUUAACUUUAAGCAUUACUUUAAAAAUAAAAAUAUCCACCUUUAAUUGCAAAGCAUCAUAAGUUUAAGUGGCCAACGCUUAUUUGUUCGUUUUUCAGACUGAUCAUUAACACCAUUAUAACUGUGGAGUUUUCCUUGUACUGUAUGUCAAAAAUUCAUUCUACGCCUUGCUAGUCCUCUUUGACGACAUUUAUAUCC
Molecule: messenger RNA, 1373 nt
Organism: Prunus avium (sweet cherry)
Lineage: Eukaryota; Viridiplantae; Streptophyta; Magnoliopsida; Rosales; Rosaceae
Source: RefSeq, a predicted model, not a curated record